Molecule: messenger RNA, 2106 nt
Organism: Mytilinidion resinicola
Lineage: Eukaryota; Fungi; Ascomycota; Dothideomycetes; Mytilinidiales; Mytilinidiaceae
Product: DNA/RNA polymerase
Exons: 1
Biological process (GO): response to radiation; error-prone translesion synthesis
Cellular component (GO): nucleus; site of double-strand break; replication fork
Molecular function (GO): damaged DNA binding; DNA-directed DNA polymerase activity
Source: RefSeq, a predicted model, not a curated record
AUGUCCUCCCCGCCACCCUUCCUCCCCUCCUCCGCCCCCUCCUCCGCCGCCGGCCGCCGCAAAUCCGCCUUCACCUACAAACACCUCGCGCAACUCGCCUCCUACUCGCCCACCACCCCGCUCCGCGUCAUCGCCCACGUCGACCUCGACGCCUUCUACGCCCAAUGCGAGCAAGUCCGCCUGCACCUCCCCGCCUCCACACCCCUCGCCGUGCAGCAAUGGCAAGGGCUGAUCGCGAUCAACUACCCCGCGCGCGCCUUCGGCCUGGGGCGGCACAUCACGGCCACCGAGGCGCAGAAACUCUGCCCGGCGCUGGUCAUGCAGCACGUCGCGACGUGGCGGGAGGGCGACGCGACGUGGGCGUACCACGCGGACGCGGCGGCGCACAUCGCGACGCACAAGGUCAGCCUGGACCCGUACCGGCGCGAGAGCCGCAAGAUACUGGGGGUGAUUAAGAGCGUGUUGCCUGCGGGAGCCGGGCAGCGGGUGGAGAAGGCGAGCGUGGAUGAGGUGUUUAUGGAUCUGAGCGCGCAGGUGCACGGGAUCUUGCUGGAGCGGUACCCGGAGCUGAGGGGGCCGCCGCCGUAUGACGACCCUGCGGAACUGUUGCCGCGGCCGCCGACGACGGCGCUGGAGUGGCGGGGGGAUGCGUUGGUGGAUUUGGAGCGGGGCGAGGCGGAGGAGGAAGAUCCGGAUUGGGACGAUGUGGCCAUUUGCGUUGGGAGUGAGAUUGUGAGGGAUGUGCGUGCGCGGGUGUGGGAGGAGCUGCGGUAUACGUGCUCUGGGGGUGUCGCGCGGAAUAAGAUGCUGGCGAAGUUGGGGAGUGGGCAUAAGAAGCCGAAUGCGCAGACGGUGGUUCGGAAUCGCGCGGUGGGGCAUUUUUUGAGUGAGUUUAAGUUCACGAAGAUUAGGAAUCUGGGCGGGAAGUUGGGGGAUGAGGUGGUGGCGAUGUUUAAUACGGAUGCGGUGGGGGAUUUGCUGAAGCAGCCGCUCGAGCAGUUAAUGCGGUUGGGAGAUGAUACGGGAUCGUGGCUCUACGGUAUCAUUCGCGGCGAGGACAACAGCGAGGUCAAUCCGAGGACGCAGAUUAAGAGUAUGCUGUCUGCGAAGUCGUUCCGCCCCGCUAUCAACGACUUCGAGCAGGGCGUCCGCUGGCUGCGCAUCUUCGCUGCGGAUAUUUUCUCCCGCUGCGUGGAAGAAGGCGUGCUAGAGAAUAAACGCAAACCGAAGACCAUCAACCUACACCACCGCCAAGGGCGGCAGACGCGCUCAAAACAGGCCCCUAUACCCCAGGGCAAAACCUUGACCGAGCAGAUCCUAUUCGAUCUCGCCAAGAGCCUCUUCGCACAGAUCAUCGUCGACGGGCGCGCAUGGCCGUGCAUAAACCUCUCCCUAAGCGUAGGAGGCUGGGAAGACAGCGUCGCCAAUAAUAAAGGCAUAAGCGGCUUCCUCGUCCGCGGCGAAGAAGCCAAAGCGCUACGAGAGAGCGAGAGACAGUCCGACGCGGCGGUCGAACGGAGAGACGAGCGGCCGCCGGAGAAAAGGAGGAAGCUAGAGAACGGCCGCAGUAUACAAAAGUUCUUCACGCCUCGCCUCCCCAAUCACACGAGCACGAGCGGCGAUGCAGACGCUCCGCCCAACCCCAACCGCUCGCCUGAGCGCCAGGACAGUAGAGAGCAAGAAAUGUUCGACGACGACUUGGACCUCGAUCACCAACUAGACUCGGACGACGACGACGUCCAAUACCCUCCCCUCUCUCCCUCCCGCCCAUCAACACCAAAAACGCACCUCAACGACGACACCCCUCCGGACCUCACCCCUCCAUCCGCACAACCCCAGUCCCACUCCCCCCGUACCCUCCCCCAUCACGUCCAGCAAACUCUGGACACCUUCUUCUGCUCCCGCUGCUCUACCACUUUUCUCGCAGCGGAAAAGACCGAGCACGCCGACUGGCACUUCGCGAAAGACCUCGCGAAAGAUCUGCAAGCGCAGGAGCGGGCCGACGCGGAGCGGAGACGCACUCGCGCGCCCUCGAAACCUGUGCCUCCGAAGCCGCAAAGCAGAGGCCGCGGUCGGCCGGCUGGCGGUGGUGGGAGUGGGAGUGGG